GGGGUCUCUUUCACAACAGACCAGCACGCCGACAGGACGCAUGGCAGCCACACUGGGUGGCAGCAGAGAGCUCAUGGCCACCAUCGCGGGCUACGUCCCCAGCGCCAAGGCCUUGCGCACGCUCCUGGAAGCGCUACCGCCCAACUUGCUCGGCGAAGCGUGGACAAGCGUCCUCCGUCUUCUGCAGCAUCCAAAACUUGACCCGAAUGCGAUCUGGCCGAUUGCGCAGUUCACGGCUAUCAAGGCCGUCGUUGCUCCCAGAGGCAAGGUCAACGUGUGGACACUUCCGGAGCUCGAGCCGCUCUGGGCGAUGGGCGUCGACGUGGUGUUCAAGUUCCCCUGCGACCACUGCGUCGACUGUCGACGCCUCGUGCCACCACAUCUUGUCUACAUGCAUGCCUUCGGCUUCCAACAUUCGGCUACCAUCAACGUUGCUCGAGGCGUCUGGACGAGCUGCGUGAUCCGUCUGCCGCCGUCCAGCACCGCGGACGAUGUCAAGCGCUAUGCGUCCGCAGUGGCGGCGAUGCCAUCGCUGCGCCACGUCAUCAUCGACCUCUCUCAGAUCGCGUACACACUCGAGUCUAUGCCACCCCAGUAUGAGCAUCGCGCCGACGUGUUUCCUGCUGCGCUCGAGCCAUACGUCUGGUCGACCCUCUCUCCGUCGCACGUUCGCGACGUCACGAUCCUCGGCAGCAACCUCUUGGCGACAACCAAAGGCGUCCAGUCGGCCAUCCAAUGGCUUUCGUCGCGGCCUCUGCGACGCCUCUGUUUGGCCGAAGCUAAGGUUGACGCCCAUACCGUCACCGCGUUCGUCACCGCGCUGCGCGACUGCACCACGCUCUCCACCAUCGAGCUCAGCUACGACCUCGUGCUUCUACCGGCGUUCUUGUCGGCGCCACUGCCACGUCAUUUGCGCCGCUUGCGCUUGUUUGUGAGCGACGAGCCGUACCACGCAGAGACGGGCUGGCACAGGAUCACGUCGCUUCCGGUGGCUCUCGUGACCACGGCCAUCGCGGGCUCGGCGUUGACGCACUUGUCGAUCGAUCUCGACAGUCUGGACGACCAAAGCGCCGCUGCGAUCGUGUCGACUGCGUUCCAGCAUAUGCCGUGUCUCGACCACUUGGAGCUGCUCAACGUCCGGCGUGCGCCGCCUCUGAACGCCGUGCUUGACGCGGGCGCGGCACGGAUUGCAGCACUCGAGUCGAUGCGAUUGCAAGAGCCGAUUGAAGACUACUAA
Molecule: messenger RNA, 1237 nt
Organism: Saprolegnia parasitica CBS 223.65
Lineage: Eukaryota; Oomycota; Saprolegniomycetes; Saprolegniales; Saprolegniaceae
Exons: 1
Coding region: 41-1237 (398 amino acids)
Source: RefSeq, a predicted model, not a curated record